CAGACGCCAACUGCAGUGAAAGAUGCGCGUCGUCCCAAGGCGCGCGAGCAUGUGAGACGCGGCGCCCAGUUUGGCAUGUUUGCAGCCAGCCUGGGUUCAACUUCACCGACCACUAUACCACGUCACCCCAACACAAUGCGCACGUAAUGUGACAUGCAUUCCAAUGGGCGCUUCCGACUCCAAACUCAGCUUCAAGCAGGGCAUCUUCCGCCUUUCGGAGCCGAAGCAGAUCCCCGCCGAUGAUGCGUACUGGACAGGCUUCUGGGAGCUGCCCGAGUCCGCUGAGGACGUCUUCUCGCUCUUCUCCCCGGCCGAUAUCCGUCGCACACGGGACAACAACCUAGAAAACCUCGAAACGCUUAUCCUCGCCGUGACCUCGCGCCUGUGCGUCCUGCGCAAUCACCCCUCGUUCCCCGAUCCUGAUCUUGCGCCCGAGCGAGAUGCGCUGAAUUGUAUCCGUGUCCUUACCCGCAUCUUGCCGUUUAUAUACGAGGCGGACCAUCUAGAGUCAUGGGAAGACAAGUUCUUCUGGGGAGCGCGGCGGAAGCGCAGCCGGCGGGGACAGCUUGUGGGGAGCGAGCUUCUCUUCGACGAGGCAGACCCGGAACAGACGCCAACCGAGAGAGAGCCCGAGUUCGAGAACGCGAAGCCGCUUGCCGAGGAGAUCAUCGACACGCUGAUUGACCUGCUCUUCUUCUCCGAGUUCACACUGCCCAAGGUGCCCGCGGGGAAGAACAAGGUCACAUACGCAAUAUGGCAGAGCGGAGUGGGCUGUAACACACCCAUCGCUUCGACAAAAGAGUUUGAGAACAACAGGACGGAAAUCUUGCGCCUGCUGCUCACGCUGGCGAGCAAGUCAAUGUACAUGUCGGCCAAUGUCUUACCUGUAAAAGGUGUCAAUGCUAUCACGUACAUGGCGACUUGCCCCGACAAGCAGGUUGUGCUGUCGGUGCUAUGCUCGCUUCUAAACACGACUCUGAAAUACAAUCCUGCGUCAUGGCGUGUACCCUACGAUCACGUCGUGUUCAAGGAUCAGAAGCAGAUAUUGGUCACGUAUUGUCUGCAAUUGCUCCUCGUCCUCAUCUUGUACCCGAUACCGGAGCCAGGCAACGGACCUCCGCCAAAGAACUUCUUCCGGCAUUUUCUCGGCCGUUUACACCGUCCUCAGGACUUCCAGUUCUUGGUCGAUGGCAUGACGAGGAUACUGAAUCAACCACUCCAAGCGACCACUUCGUAUCUGCCUGGGAGCCACAAGUCGUUGACGUGGGCGCCCGAGAUGAUCAUGCUGUUCUGGGAAGCCCUCCAAUGCAACAAGCGCUUCCGUUCGUUCAUCAUAGAUACCGACCGAGCGCACGAUUUUAUCGUGCUAGUGCUCUAUUAUGCCAUUGACCAGCGCAACGAGCCUACCAAGCAAGGUCUGGUGAGGAUGUGUGUCUUUGUCCUGCAGACUCUCAGUGUGGAGCCCCACUUUGGGAAGAGCCUCAAUAAGCCGUUUGAGGGCCAAGAAUCACUCCCUGCGAGCAUUCGGAUCCCUAACUUUCACGGCACCUAUGCCGACUACUUGAUCACCUCUAUUUACACCCUUCUUACCACCAGUAAAGGGAAACUGGAUGCCAUCUACCCAGCGCUGCUGGCUAUCAUCAAUAACAUAGCUGCCUAUGUUCAGAACCUCGGACGCGCCCCCAGCUCGAAAUUGGUUCAGUUGUUUGCGUCCAUGUCUUCGCCGAGCUUCCUGUUAGCAAAUGAGAACAACCACACCCUGCUUCAGUCUUUGCUCGAAGCCCUGAAUGCCAUGAUUGAGCAUCAAUAUCAUCAUAACCCAAACCUUGUCUAUGCAAUCAUACGGUCACGGAAAAGGUUCCAGGCUUUGCGAGAGUUCACGCUAGAGAGUGGGCAGGAAGAGAUCGAGCGGCAGAAUCAGCUGCGAAAAGAGAACGGGGGCGAGCUACAUAGAGAUUCGAUCGACAGCUUAAGAAGUCCGACGGUCUCGCGUACCCCCACCUUAAGUAACGUGCCGGAGGAAAACAAUGCGUUUACUAUUGGAGACGACGAGGAUUCAGACGCGGACGAUAGCCAACACCCAGCUCCACCACGAUCGCCAUUGCAGUCCACCGGAGGUGCUUCAAGAAGCGCAUCCAUCGCAUCGUCAGUUGAUGAGUCGGUGCCUUUCCAACUGCGAGGCAUGUCUGAAAAGGCGCGCGGAAAGAUGCCUGUUGGACAGCCCGCAUUUUCUCGGCAGAACAGUACGACGAGCCUGAACAGCGUAGCAACUCCUACUCUGGGCGCAAAUGAGUUCUUCACCCCAUCUACCGCAUGGAUCGAAAGCUGGCUUCCGGAGUUGCCGCUGCACACGAUCUUGAUGCUGAUAUCACAGCUCAGCCCCAAGAUGCCGACCGGGGGAAGCGUUGGUACGGACACGGCAGCUGCCCUGGAAACGAUCCGCGAAACUGAAGUUCGGGGCAUUGAGCCUUCACCUAUCCGGGUUCAUCUCUUCGAAUGGUCGCCCUUGUCCCUUGGAUGGUAUGAGUCGCUACUUUGGGGAUUCGUCUUCGCGGGAGAAAUGCUCGUCUCCAAAGGCACGGCGGGCGUCUGGAACAACACUAGCAUAAGGCUGUUUAAGGUCCAAGAAGCGGCUGCCCAAACACCGUCCCUGAUGGCACCCAGAGGAGCGAUCGAUGCCGUCGGGGCUGGCGUGGUCCAGCGAAUUGGUAGUCUUAAUCUAAGGGGGUCGGCCAACCAGGCGUCGCAGCGGGGUACUACCAGCAGUGGCAACAACCCCGGCGGGAGAGAGAGCGUUCGCGAGGUCUAAGCGACCUGUCAGGUCGGUGACCCCAGAGAGUGGCCACGUUGCUAUUUAUUGUCGAAGAAAUAUUCAAGCUCUACGCUUUGA
Trematosphaeria pertusa is the source of this 2890-nucleotide messenger RNA. RefSeq lists its product as uncharacterized. Lineage: Eukaryota; Fungi; Ascomycota; Dothideomycetes; Pleosporales; Trematosphaeriaceae. Gene Ontology annotation, cellular component: Golgi medial cisterna; Golgi trans cisterna; membrane. The coding region runs from base 164 to 2809 and encodes 881 amino acids. The record is from RefSeq and is a predicted model, not a curated record. The transcript has 10 exons.